Molecule: messenger RNA, 1110 nt
Organism: Guyanagaster necrorhizus
Lineage: Eukaryota; Fungi; Basidiomycota; Agaricomycetes; Agaricales; Physalacriaceae
Exons: 4
Coding region: 207-1088 (293 amino acids)
Source: RefSeq, a predicted model, not a curated record
GCCCUUAGCAACAGCGUCGCAUGUGAUACUUGCAAAGCUAUUCCUGAACGCGUCUUCCCACAUUGUGUGGAGAUGUGAUUUGCUGCCGCCACUCUGGGUCAUCUAUACUUUGGCCCAUUCCUUCUUUCUCUCGCGAGCUGCACGUCUCUCAUAGCACCUCUGUCCAUUGGAUCUCUGCUCUAUAUUUUCCUUUGUACUUUAUCAGUAUGGACGUGCUACAAUCUACAAGCUCUGCUUCAAGACUAUCUUCCUGCCCAAGCCCGUCUUCUGACCAUACAUACCUAACGUCAGAAACCGAUCGCAGGUGGUCAGACAUCGUCCCUCCCAAAAAUGCGCUCACUUUCGCCGUGAUAUGGGACCCAGAAGAGGACAUCGUGGCUUUCUCAGGAGCACAUCUGCUUGAUUCGGAAUUUACAGAUGUCGAGCCUGACUGUCCCACCGAUGCCAAUUCGUUCGACGCUUCGAGCACCCUUGCGUGGUUUAUGAAUAAUCACGACUUCCUAUUUGAUGACGAAACUGAUCGGCGCCGGGCGAGGGGCCGAACGCAGACUUCGUCUACAAUCGGCGGACUAGACGUGUACAUCAGGAGCUCAAGGAUAGGAACAGGGUGUACGAGGACGAGUGUCAGCAAACAUUUCUCAUGUUUGGGCGAGCUCAACCGGGAUAUCAGAUUUGAUCCCCGUACGGAAUUUGCGAAGAGAUGGGAGCAGAUUGUGGACCGAGAUCAUGACACCGUUGUCGAGCUGGAUGAAGCGGACGACGAAGACGAAGGGUUCUACGAUACUGUGGAUCCGGUUCUCCCGAGGUUGUCGCAUGCCAGUGUUGACAGUGAUGAUAGCUGGUCACAGCUGGAGGCCCCAGAAGAUUAUGCCUUUCCUACGACUCAACGGCCAAGGCUGCUGAGGAAACCUCGGCCUCGUCCGGUCCACCCUACGCAUGGUCUCCAGCAAGACGGCUGCAAUUACAAUUCUUCCAUUUUGCGCGAGCAACGAUGCCGCUUGCUCAAAUUCAUUUUCAGAUGGAAGAAAGAGAAGGAGCCGUGGGUGUGUAUUGAGAUGACGAAAGAGAUCACCCAGACGUAUGUCUAACUUAUCCUUACUGUUGCCCGAG